Closterium sp. Naga37s-1 is the source of this 906-nucleotide messenger RNA. Lineage: Eukaryota; Viridiplantae; Streptophyta; Zygnematophyceae; Desmidiales; Closteriaceae. The record is from the annotation of a GenBank genome assembly.
AUGGAAACGCAGGGCAAAACGAACGAGGGAAUCCGUCAGAGAAAGAAGGCAGGCGGGAACAAAAGAUUGGCACAACGGGACAAGCUGGUAGGAGACGGGAAGGGGAAUGGCUCACAAACCCGAACCGAGCGGCAGGGAGACGAGAUCCUGGCACCAAGGGAUGCUGCCGACACAGCGCGCAAUCAGGGGGAACAGGAGGACCGGUCGUCUGGAGGGGGAGAGGAGUCGACACAGCUAGCCCCGUCCGGGACUGGGGGGGAGGAUGGGGAGGAGGAACAGGCGGAACCCCGGGAGGAGGCGCCGAUGGGGCCGGCGGGAGAGAAGGCGCGGCCAGAGGCACAGCAACUGGCGAUGGCGCCUCGGGUAGAGGGUGAGAGUACAGAUGUGGCAGAGGCACAGCAGCAGGCGGAGGCUCUGGCGACUGGAACGGCAGCGACGAUGCUGACUGGGAUAGCGAGGGAGGAAGCUGCAGCGGCUAGAAUGGCGUGGAAGGAGCAGGUUGCUGUUGGAGGAGCGGACCGACUACUUGUCGUUGGACAGCAGGAGAGUGCCGAGGUGGGCGGCGAGUACGGAAUGACCCUCCGCGCACACGAAUGUAUGGGUGGGUCCGCCCACGAGGAGAUCGAUAAAUCGGAUCCCGGGGGCGCGAGGGGGCUGCGCCCCCCUUGUGUGCGACCAGGGCAGCGGCGGCUCGGAGCAGGAUUGGUGCCAGCGCGCCCUGGGCCUCUAGCGGGUAACCGACGCACCAUGAGGGGGAGACGUAGACGACGAUCACGAAGAGGAGGAGGUGAGGGCGGCGGCAGCGGCGGAACAAAGGCGGCGAGCUGGGACGGAUCGGCAGAGGACCUUGCAAGAGCAGGCAGAGCGCAGGGCGAUGACGCCGCAGACGCAAAACACGGCGGGUAG